UAGUGCGCACACCAUGACUUGCGUGCGGCUAGCGUAGGAGAACCCUAGCGAAGAAGACGAGAACGAGAUCCUCUAUACCUCUCUCUCCCGUAAGUGGAGGUUCAGCCGUUGGAUCAUACAAAAUGGCUCUGAUAAUCUAAAUGAAUUAAAGUUUCGGUGUCUCGCACGCACGCACGCUUCAUGGAUGACAUGAACGAGUUGAGGAAGAAGAGAAAAACCGCAGACGCCGAGUGAGAGCCGAAACUUCUCUCAUGGAAUCGCAAACGGAUCUGCUGAACCGACCCGGAAUCUUCUUAAUUGGAUCCUCUAACGUCGGCAAACGCACUCUCCUAUCUCGAUUGACCUCUGUUGAUGUUGAAGGUGCUGCUUUUGAUUCGGCUUCUCAAGUGAAUGUCCAUGGGUGGACUAUUAACAAUAAGUACUACACUGCUGAUGUUUCUAUCUGGAUGGCUCAUCUCAAUGACGAUUUUUCUGCUGCUAACGUGCCCGUGUUUCGACGAAUGACUGCGCUGGUGAUGGUUUUUGACAUGAAUGAACCAUCCUCCCUAGCAGCACUUCGAGAAUGGGUAUCCCACACUGAUAUUCAGAACUUUGAGAUAUUGCUGUGUAUUGGAAACAAAGUGGACCUGGUUACUGGUCACCCAGCCCAUGCUGAAUACAGAAGACGGUUGCUGAAACUUGAAGACUCUGCUGCAGAUCUUUAUUCAGAAGAGUAUGGAAUAUCUGAAUUGGAGGGAACCAGUUUAUUGGGGGAUGAAGAACCGUCAUGGGACAUCAGAAGAUCCUGCUUGGAAUGGUGCACUGAUCACAAUAUUGAGUUCAUUGAGGCAUGUGGUUCAAAUGCUGAUUUUGACAAAUGCUUGUCCAUAGAUGGUGAUUUACAAGGAGUUGAGCGUCUCUACGGUGCACUUUCUGCUCAUAUGUGGCCUGGAAUGGUAUUGAAAUCUGGCGAUAGGAUAAAUCAACCAUCAUUUCCUGAGAAAGAAGAGUUAUCUUCAGAAGAAUCUGAUUAUGAACAAGAGUAUGAAGUCUUAUCAGCUGGCUCAGCCGAUUGGGAUGAAAGUGAACAAGGAUGGGUUUCUGCAUCGUCCUUAGGUGCAGGGGGAUCAGCUCCUCAAAACAAUCCUGGCACAGAUGGUCAACAUGAGGAUGAAAUUAAAUCUGAUAAAGAGUCUCAUCCCACAACCUCAAGCCCUACAAUUCAGGAUGAGAGUGACAAGGAUGUGGUGCACAAUAUCAUGGAUUCCAAAGGCGAUGGGAAGGAAAACGAGGCUAAAUGUCUCGAAUUAGAGGAUUUGGAACAGUUAAUGUCUGAGAUUGGGAAUAUGCGUGCAGGCUUAAGAUUGAUGCCCGAUUUUCAAAGAAGGGAUAUGGCUGCAAAGCUAGCCAUGAAAAUGGCUUCCAUAUUUGGGGGAGAGAGUGAUGAAGAGGAAAUUUAGUAGAUGUUGGAUGUUAGCUCAAUGAUUCUGUUAUAGCUGUAAGGAUAGAUAGAUCAUAGAUGAAUGCCAUUGUUGGUAAUUUUGUUAUGAGCCAUCACAUGGAAGGAGACGAACAAUCUCUGUUUGCACAAGGAUCAGGGGUUCCUUCAUGUUUCUGCCGUUUAUGCUACUCUGGUCACUGCUGAUCAUGAUUUAAGUUUAAUUACUCCUGUUUUUGUCAUACACUGUUUAAUAGUCCGUAUCUUAUGGAGCAGAACAUUUUGUUUUUCUUCAAAAUUUCAUGGUAAUUUACAUGGUGUUUUGAAAAACUGUGGCAGGCAGUAGUUGUUACUUGCUGCAAUGUUAUUUGAAAAAUUAAACAAUAAGUCAAUAACAAUGAAUAUAUGUUAUAUUAGA
Messenger RNA from Glycine soja, 1835 nucleotides. RefSeq lists its product as uncharacterized. The coding region runs from base 252 to 1439 and encodes 395 amino acids. NCBI's taxonomy places the organism in Eukaryota, Viridiplantae, Streptophyta, Magnoliopsida, Fabales, Fabaceae. The record is from RefSeq and is a predicted model, not a curated record. The transcript has 6 exons. Gene Ontology annotation, molecular function: GTP binding; GTPase activity.